Messenger RNA from Mucor mucedo, 834 nucleotides. Its product is annotated as CobW/HypB/UreG, nucleotide-binding domain-containing protein. The record is from RefSeq and is a predicted model, not a curated record. Gene Ontology annotation, cellular component: cytoplasm. The transcript has 3 exons. Bases 1 to 834 code for a protein of 277 amino acids. Lineage: Eukaryota; Fungi; Mucoromycota; Mucoromycetes; Mucorales; Mucoraceae.
AUGGAAAAGAAAGGAAAGUUUGAUUACAUUUUGUUGGAAACAAGUGGUUUAGCAGACCCAGGACCAAUUGCAUCCAUGUUCUGGUUAGACGAUGGAUUAGGAAGUGAAAUUUAUUUGGACGGCAUUGUUACUCUAAUCGAUGCAAAGAACAUCAAGGAUCACAUCAAUGAAAAGAAGGAGGAUGUCAUGAUCAAUGAGGCACUUAAGCAAGUUGCUAUUGCUGAUCGUAUCGUCAUCAACAAGAAGGAUCUUUUGAACGAGCAAGAAUUAGAACAAUUAAAGGAGGAUCUAUCUUCAAUCAAUACCGUGGCUGAUAUGAUUGUCACUGAAAGAUCAAAAAUCCCAUUAGACUAUGUUCUUGAUAUCAAGGCAUAUGAUGUGAAUAAUGCUGCUGCACUCGUUAAGCAAACCCAAAAAAUUCAAGAGCACGGAAGUAACCAUGCCCAUCAAAUCAGCCAUGAAGUUCAAACCGUCUGUAUCCAAUUUGACCAACAUUUAGAGACAGUAGAAAAACUCGAACAUUGGAUACAAGAAUUAUUAUGGGAAAAGAGAGUUUCUGGAUCUAAUGAAGACGAUGAACCUGUUACCGUUUUAAGAUUAAAGGGUAUCUUAUAUCCUCCCAAGGAUAAAUUAUUACAGGACGGCAGUAGUAAAAAGAGAAUGGUAAUCCAGGGUGUCCAGGAUUUAUAUGAUAUCCAAGAAGGAUUUGCUGGCGAUGACAUUGAUGCCAACGAUACCUCUAGUAAAAUCGUAUUGAUCGGAAAGAACUUGCAAAAGGACAAGAUUUCUGCUUCUUUUACCAACGUUUUGGGAAUAGAGCAUAAAAUUUAUUAA